UUUGCCUUCCUCCCCAUAGAUCUUGAGCCAGAUGAUUGUGCAUCCAUUUACAUCCUUAAUGUAGAUCCACCUCCAUCUACUUUAAACUCACCAUUUUGCUUACCACAUCAUGGAUUAACGUCUCACUCUUCUGUUUUGUCUCCAUCGUUUCCGCUCCAAGGUCACAAAAAUUAUGAAGGAACUUGUGAGAUUCCUGAAUCUAAAUAUAGCCCAUUAGGUGGUCCUAAACCUUUUGAGUGCCCAAGUAUUCAAAUUACAUCUAUCUCUCCAAACUGUCAUCAAGAAAUAGAUGCACAUGAAGAUGACCCACACAUAAAUGAUCCAGAAAGGGAAUAUUUAGAAAGGCCUUCUAGAGAUCAUCUCUAUCUUCCUCUAGAGCCAUCCUACCGGGAGUCUUCCCUUAGUCCUAGUCCUGCCAGCAGCAUCUCUUCUAGGAGCUGGUUCUCAGAUGCGUCUUCUUGUGAAUCUCUUUCACACAUUUAUGAUGAUGUGGAUUCUGAGUUGAAUGAAGCUGCAGCCCGGUUUACUCUUGGAUCCCCUCUGACUUCUCCUGGUGGCUCUCCAGGAGGCUGCCCUGGAGAAGAAUCUUGGCAUCAACAGUAUGGACUUGGACACUCCUUGUCACCCAGGCAAUCUCCUUGCCACUCCCCUAGAUCCAGUAUCACUGAUGAGAAUUGGUUGAGCCCCAGGCCAGCUUCAGGACCUUCAUCGAGGCCCACUUCUCCUUGUGGGAAGCGGCGGCACUCCAGUGCUGAAGUUUGUUAUGCUGGGUCUCUUUCACCCCAUCAUUCACCUGUUCCUUCUCCUGGUCACUCCCCUAGGGGAAGUGUAACAGAAGAUACCUGGCUCAAUACUUCUGUCCAUAGUGGAUCAGGCCUUGGCCCUGCACUUUUUCCAUUUCAGUAUUGUGUAGAGACUGAUAUCCCUCUGAAAACAAGGAAGACUUCUGAAGAUCAAGCUACCAUAUUACCAGGAAAAUUAGAGCUCUGUUCAGAUGAUCAAGGGAGUUUAUCACCCUCCCGGGAGACUUCAAUAGAUGAUGGCCUUGGAUCUCAGUAUACUUUAAAGAAAGAUUCAGCUGGUGACCAAUUUCUUUCAGUUCCUUCACCCUUUACAUGGAGCAAACCAAAGCCUGGCCACACCCCUAUAUUUCGCACAUCUUCAUUACCUCCAUUAGACUGGCCUUUACCAACUCAUUUUGGACAAUGUGAACUGAAAAUAGAAGUCCAACCUAAAACUCAUCAUCGAGCCCAUUACGAAACUGAAGGUAGCCGAGGGGCAGUAAAAGCAUCUACUGGGGGCCAUCCUGUUGUGAAGCUCCUGGGCUACAGUGAAAAGCCAAUAAAUUUGCAGAUGUUUAUUGGAACAGCAGAUGAUCGAUAUUUACGACCUCAUGCAUUUUAUCAGGUGCAUCGAAUCACUGGGAAGACAGUUGCUACUGCAAGCCAAGAGAUAAUAAUUGCCAGCACAAAAGUUCUGGAAAUUCCACUUCUUCCUGAAAAUAAUAUGUCAGCCAGUAUUGACUGUGCUGGUAUUUUGAAGCUCCGCAAUUCAGAUAUAGAACUUCGAAAAGGAGAAACCGAUAUUGGCAGAAAGAAUACUAGAGUACGACUUGUGUUUCGUGUACACAUCCCACAACCCAAUGGAAAAGUCCUUUCUCUACAGAUAGCUUCUAUACCUGUUGAGUGCUCACAGCGGUCUGCUCAAGAACUUCCUCAUAUUGAGAAGUAUAGCAUCAACAGCUGCUCUGUAAAUGGAGGUCAUGAAAUGAUUGUGACUGGAUCUAAUUUUCUUCCAGAAUCCAAAAUCAUUUUCCUUGAAAAAGGACAAGAUGGACGACCUCAAUGGGAAGUAGAAGGGAAAAUAAUCAGGGAAAAAUGUCAAGGGGCUCAAAUUGUCCUUGAAGUUCCUCCAUAUCAUAACCCAGCAGUUACAGCUGCAGUGCAGGUGCACUUUUAUCUUUGCAAUGGCAAGAGGAAAAAAAGCCAGUCUCAACGUUUUACUUACACACCAGUUUUGAUGAAACAAGAACACAGAGAAGAGAUUGAUUUGUCCUCUAUACCAUCUUUGCCUGUGCCUCAUCCUGCCCAAACUCAGAGGCCUUCCUCUGAUCCAGGGCAUCCACAGGACAGUGUACUGUCAGCACAGAGAAGCUUGGUGUGUCCUAUCCAGCAAGCAUAUGCAUCCAUGGUAACUUUAUCCCAUCUGCCACAGUUGCAGUGUAGGGAUGAGAGUGCUGGUAAAGAACAGCAUAUGAUACCUUCUCCAGUUGUACACCAGCCUUUUCAAGUCACACCAACACCUCCUGUGAGGUCUUCCUAUCAGCCUAUGCAAGCUAAUGUGUACAACGGACCAACUUGUCUUCCUAUUAAUGCUGCCUCUAGUCAAGAAUUUGAUCCGGUUUUGUUUCAGCAGGAUGCAGCUGUUCCUAAUUUGGUAAAUUUUGGCUGUCAAACACUGUCAUCCAUACCAUUUCAUUCUUCAAAUUCAAGCGCAACAGGACAUCUCUUAGCACAUACACCUCAUUCUGUGCAUACCCCAUCUCACCUGCAGUCAUUGGGAUACCAUUGUUCAAAUACAGGACAGAGAUCUCUUUCUUCUCCAGUGGCCAACCAGGUCACAGGUCAGCCUCCCCCUCAGUUACAAGCUAUUACAUACCAUCCUUCACAUUCAGGGUCAGCUACAUCAGCUUCCUCAGCAUCCUCUUGUCCCCUGGCUAGUUCACCACUCUCUGGACCACCAUCUCCUCAGCUGCAGCCUAUGCCUUACCAAUCUCCUAGCUCAGGAACUGCCUCAUCACCAUCUCCAGACACCAGAAUGCAUUCUGGACAGCACUCAGCUCAAGCACAAGGUACAGACCAGGGAGAUCUUUCUGCAUCUUCAUCCUUAAUAUGUCACAGUUUGUGUGAUGCAGCUUCGUUUCCACCUGAUGGGGCAACCGUGAGCAUUAAACCUGAACCUGAAGAUCGAGAGCCUCACUUUGCAACCAUUGGUCUACAGGACAUCACUUUAGAUGAUGUGAACGAGAUAAUUGGGAGAGAUAUGUCCCAGAUUUCUGUUUCCCAAGGAACGGAGGUGAGCAGACAGACUCCCCUCCCAGGUCCUGAGUCCCUGGAUUUAGGAAGAUCUACCGGGCUUUAACACUGCACACUGCAGCCUUGUGUCUACCACCAACUUCUCAUCAUGUUACUCUCCUUGGACCUUGGGUUUUCAACUCCCCGGCCUUCAGGACUGGCACCUGGAGUUGGACUUAUUAUUUGUGGGGAAAGCAACAUUCCUCCACCUCAGGCCUUGGAUAGAUGGUGUAAAAGAAGAGGAACAGCAUAGGCUGUUUGAGCUUUGGGAAAAUGAGCUUUGCUUUUUAUAUUUAAAUAGGAUACUUUUAUAUGAUGGGUGCUCUGAGUGUGAAUGCAGCAGGCUGUCCAUUUCAGAGGUGCUGCUUUUGUAGGUCCCCUGGUUACUUAGCUAGGAUUGGUGAUUUGUACUGCUUUGUGGUCAUUUGAAGGGCCCUUUAGUUUUGAUGAUAUUUUAAAAAUAGGAACUUUUGAUAAAACCUUUCAGAGGCAAAAAAAAAAAAAUGGAAAAAAAGAAAAGGAAAAAAUUAUCCCAAGCCCACACCUAUGCUUCAGAAACUCAACAUGUAUCCUGAAGGCUUUCAUAGUUUCAUAGGAAAUAAAGCCAAAUGUAGCUCAUACCUCUUCAUAAAAGCAAACUGUUGUUAGAUGAAAUAAGAAGAAACCAUUCCAUCAUUGAAGUGUUGGAAUAUAAGAAGACAUUCCAGAGCAUAGCCUUUUUGUAACUUUCUAGGUAAUCUUCCUGCAGUUUCUCCAUACUGGCUCCAUGUUCAAAUUGUUUUUUUCCCUCAGGACCUUGGGUAGAGUGGCCAUAAGUAAGGUGACUUUCUUUGAAAGGUGGGGUUUUAGCUUGGUUGCUUUCAUUUCCUGCCAUCCUAAAAACUAGUAAGUGUGUUCUCAGGUCUCAGAACCUUUUCCAGACAGGAGCAUCUGUAUUUGGCCAUUCUGUAACCUUCGAAGCCACAGUGCCAUGGUGGUUUGAGCAGUGUUGCAGUUCUGAAUCCUCUCUAGAGGCUAGGCUGUGUCAAAAACUAAACACAGCUGAUCAUCAAGACAAGCAGAGAAAAUCCAAGGCUCCAGAUGGGAAGAUUUUAAGAUUCACACAAGCAUGGGAGGCUUAUUUCCUCACUCUGUUUACAGCCUGAAAUGAUUCUGGCCUACUCUGCCCUGUCUGUAUAACCCCCCACCCCCCAAAAAAAACACUUUUCCCCCAGAAGGCUUUGAGCACACCCAAACACAAUCUUCUGACCUUCCACACCAAAGACACCCUGGUGCUGCUACCAUGAGACUGGCAUCCAAGGCAGGGGCCAGCAGAAGCUCCAACCUGCUGUCUACCAAAGGAGAUGCCCAAGUUGGGUACUUUUUUAAAAGCCUGCCCUCCCCUCUCCCCAAUGCAAUGUUAUUUCCUGGGCCUGUUUCAAAGCCCCUGAAGUUUGCAUUAUGUUUGCAGAUGAAAUAAGGUACUUUCAUUUAUUCAGGAAGCAGAUUCUUUGAGUGCCUAUAGAUGAGACAGCAUGCUGGGCUGAUUGAAGGUUUGAUGCUGUUAUUCCAGGGGAUUGGAGGCCCUAGAUACUGAGACUUAACUCUACUGAGGCCAGUGUAGGCCUGGCAAGGGGACCACCUCAUUGCCUACCACAUUUUACAUUUUGUCAAUAGGGUAGGAGCUAUUUACCCAGGAUGAGAAGUAUGGUCUUAAGAGAAGAAAAAAAAAUCCUGUUUUAGAUUUCUCCCCUAAAAGUAAGAGAAAAAUAUCUGUCCUUCAGCAAAUCAUUCUGGUCCCUCUUGAAGCUGGGUGCUUCCAAAUUUUCUUUGAAAGUGCAUCUUAUAUCACAGAGUAUAAGAUGGUAAGAUUCAUUUCAGGGCCUCUGGUUGGAAGCUCACAGCUUCCUUUGGAGGGUUAGGAGGUUGGCCUCUCAGAUGAAAUUCCAGAGACACAGCCAGACUUGCCUCUAUCCCUUUGCCCAUAGUGUAGCUGCCUCAUAUGAGGGAUCCUAUAAAAGCUUCCCUCACAAGACCCUGUGGGGGCUGUUUUGCUCCCCUCAAGAAUAAAAGCCUCUAUGAUCCAGAGUUGCUAUGCACCAAAUUUUGAUGCCUUUUAAAUACCUUGAUGCCUGUAGCUCUAGAAAUGCUUUCCUAUUUAAAAGAAAAGUUAAAUUUUAAAAUAGAGCUUUAUAUACUAUGUAAGCAGUUUUAUAUCAGCUUUGUAAAAGCUCUGGUAUAAAAGUCAAUAUUUUUUGGCUUUGUAGAUAAAGAUUUUAAUUUUUAUGCAACAGGUGGUAUUAAAGCACACAGCCAUUAUACUAUGCAAAGUGAUUUCUAGUAGCAGCACUCACCCCUUCCUUUUGCAACCCGUGCUAGGUCUUGGGUUAAGGAAUAGAAUGAGCAGCCUUCUGCUUACUGGAGAUGCACAGAGAAACAUGGCUGAAAACAGCUUUAAAAAGAACAGAUGUCUUUGAGUUCAUGUGUGGUGCUGCCACCUAAGUUGCAAACCACCCUACCCAGGGCCAGCCACUGUCACCAGACCUCUGCUGGGCCUGGCUGUGAAGCCCUAUUUUUGAUAUUCAGAACAGAUCUUUAAGGCUCACACAGGCUCAAGUUGAAACCCUGUAUUUUAUAAAAAUGGAUGUUUAGUAAAGGAACUGGUUUUCAGUUAUGUUUACAGCACUUGGGAUUGUGUUUUCUUGUACAUUUUGUAUUUCAAAAUCUUUUAUAGGAGUGCAUUGCUCCUUAUACAAAUACAAAGGGAAGAAGAGCCAGCAGUUCAGGCUCCACAGUUAAUAGUGCUGAAAUAAUAAACGGUGGCAGGUCAAAAGU
Messenger RNA from Otolemur garnettii (small-eared galago), 5888 nucleotides. RefSeq names its product nuclear factor of activated T cells 3 (gene NFATC3). The annotation marks the transcript as partial. Gene Ontology annotation, molecular function: DNA-binding transcription factor activity, RNA polymerase II-specific; transcription factor binding; RNA polymerase II cis-regulatory region sequence-specific DNA binding. Gene Ontology annotation, cellular component: transcription regulator complex. Gene Ontology annotation, biological process: calcineurin-NFAT signaling cascade; regulation of transcription by RNA polymerase II; cytokine production. The transcript has 9 exons. The record is from RefSeq and is a predicted model, not a curated record. NCBI's taxonomy places the organism in Eukaryota, Metazoa, Chordata, Mammalia, Primates, Galagidae.